AUGGAAGGCAAUUUAUCUUCAGGUAAUAUGAUUCCUGGUAGUGCCUCUUAUGGAGGUCUUGACUUGCAAGGUCCUAUGAGAGUUCAUCACCAGCAGCAACCACCCUUUAGCCUCCAACAACAGCAUCAUUCUCAUUCUAGACAGGGGUCGAUGGUUCAUCAAACCAUUCAUGAGGGUUUCCCUCUGACGAUGGGAAAUCUGCAGGAUUGUGAUCAGACAAUUUCUUUGGCUGAUUACAAUAAAGGAGAGAGGGGAAAAAGUCCUGCUAGUGAUGAGGAUGAGCCGAGUUUUACGGAAGAUGCUGCUGAUUGUCACAAUGAUUCAAGUAAAGGGAAGAAGAUGUCCCCAUGGCAGCGCGUGAAAUGGACUGAUACAAUGGUGAGGCUUUUAAUCACGGCUGUUUCUUAUAUAGGUGAGGAUGUUGCUGCAGAAUGUGGUGGUGGGGCGCGGAGGAGGUAUGCGAAUUUGCAGAAAAAGGGUAAGUGGAAAUCUGUCUCAAAGGUCAUGGCUGAAAGGGGUCAUUCUGUUUCGCCUCAGCAAUGUGAGGAUAAAUUUAAUGACCUCAACAAAAGGUAUAAGAGACUUAAUGAGAUUCUUGGGAGGGGAACUUCUUGUGAGGUUGUUGAGAAUCCGACCCUUAUGGACAUAAUGGAUCACAUAUCAGAGAAAGCAAAGGAGGAGGUUAGGAAAAUUUUAAGCUCGAAGCAUCUGUUCUAUGAAGAGAUGUGUUCUUACCACAAUAGAAACAGGUUGCAUCUGCCUCCUGAUCCUGAAUUGCAGCGUUCUUUGCGAUUGGCUCUUAGGAGUCGAGAUGAUCAUGAGAACAACGACAUGAGGAGGCAGCCACAAGAUGAUCCUGAGGAUGAUGAUCAAGAUGCAGAAAUGGAUGAACAUGAUGAAUUGGGGGAAAAUCAUGAUUUGCAUGGGAAUCGUAGUGGCAUAUAUGGGAUGCAGGGGAGCUCAGCAAAGAGGGUAAAACAAUGCCAGGGUCAUGGCGAUAUUCGUUUUGGUAAUUCCUUGAAUUUUUUAGAUUGUAACAGAACUUCCAAUUCUCAGUCACAAGAUGCCCAUGCUGAUAUGAAUCAAGCAUUACCAGAAGGCAUGAAAGCAAACAUGAAGCAGCGGAUGAACCAUCGGGCAGUUCAGUUAGAAGAACAGAAACUACAAAUUCAGGCACAGAUGUUUGAAUUGGAGAAAGAACGGUUCAAGUGGCAAAGGUUUUGCAAAAAAAGAGACCAGGAGUUGGAAGUGAUGAGAAUGGAAAAUGAGAGAAUGAAACUUGAGAAUGAGCGUAUGGCAUUGGAGUUGAAGCGGAGGGAGAUGGGUUUUGAAAUUAACUAA
This is a messenger RNA of Ilex paraguariensis (yerba mate), 1341 nucleotides long. The record is from the annotation of a GenBank genome assembly. NCBI's taxonomy places the organism in Eukaryota, Viridiplantae, Streptophyta, Magnoliopsida, Aquifoliales, Aquifoliaceae.